This is a messenger RNA of Oppiella nova, 888 nucleotides long. NCBI's taxonomy places the organism in Eukaryota, Metazoa, Arthropoda, Arachnida, Sarcoptiformes, Oppiidae. The record is from the annotation of a GenBank genome assembly.
AUGUUUGACAAAUACUUUGAGAUAGGAGUCAAUUCAUCCAAAUAUCACGGACCGGUAUCUUUCGGCUCAUCCAUUAAAAAUGCUAUUUUAAAAGCUAUUCUCGAAAGUGCCGAAACUAAUAAUCCAAACAUUGAGUCGGACUUCACUGAAAUGGUUUCUUCGUGUAAUGAUGUGAUCAGCGCUGAAGUGCCCAACAGUUUGAGAGAUAUCGCGAAGUCUAUCAAAGAUAAGCAAACAUUCAGACAAUUGUCAGAUGAGGAGGCGCUGCAAGUGUUAUAUAAGGGAACCGAUGAGUCGUCUCUUAAAUUCAAAGAAUUCCUUGAAAAACACGGUCACAGAGGGUAUCGAGAGUUUGAUCCGAUGUAUAAGACAUGGAAAGAGGAUCCCAUUCCUUUGGUCAGUGAACUCAAGACUCCACUCUCCUAUUGGAGGAGAUUAUUGAUUCAGAAACUACUGCUUCCGUGGUGUAGACGUGGGGUGGGGUAUAGGGAACUCUCCAAACACUUCUUGAUUUGGAUGAAUAAUAAAUACCGACAAGGCUUUAGAUUAUUAUCGAAACAAAUGGUCAAAGAAGGACUCCUUCCGACAGCCGAUUCAUUCUUCUACUUAACCACUAAUGAAGUGGAAGCGCUUUGUAAUGGAGACAGAGAUCCAUUAAUACUCGCGAGAGUUAGACACCGGAAAAGGCUUUACCCAAAAAUGGAUAAAUACAAGUUUGAGGAGUUUAUUAAAGGACCAGAAAUGAUACCAAGAAAUUUUGAAGAUCGAAUUAUUCCUCCAAAUCUGGGCACAGGUAUGGUUCAGAUGAAGGGAACUCCUGUUAGUAAUGGAUCCAUAAAAGCAAGAGUUUGUGUCUCUGAGGAUAUCACAGAAGCUGACAAUAUUCAG